This is a messenger RNA of Brassicogethes aeneus, 2427 nucleotides long. Lineage: Eukaryota; Metazoa; Arthropoda; Insecta; Coleoptera; Nitidulidae. The record is from the annotation of a GenBank genome assembly.
UGGGAAAGAAUCGAUUUUGUUGAAAUCGCAUGCUGUCAAUCGAGUUUGUAAUUGUGGUUAGUAUUUGUUCGGGCGGUUUUGCGUGAAGACGUACGAUGAGAGAGUCUGUUCAAAGCGGUGUUUAUGUUAAAGGCCAGUCGGUUGAAAAGUCGAGCGCAGCGUUAAAGCACUCAGUCAUGCGAACCGCGAGAAGUUUACGCCGAUGAUCUUCCGGUCCUUUAAGAAUUUCCCGUGUCAUGCGCUACCCCACGAGGUGGACGGCCCCUUUGGCCAAUUUUGUGUGCUAUUUUAUUUUUCUAGGAUUUCUCGUAAUCAUCGGAAAUUGUUCGGAAGAUGAGGAACGUCUGGUGAGAGAUUUGUUCAGGGGGUACAACAAGCUGAUCAGGCCUGUGCAAAACAUGACUGAAAAAGUUGAUGUUAGAUUCGGUCUGGCUUUUGUACAGCUCAUCAAUGUUAACGAAAAAAAUCAAAUUAUGAAAUCGAACGUGUGGUUGCGAUUGGUAUGGAACGAUUACCAAUUACAAUGGGACGAAGCCGAUUACGGAGGAAUCGCAGUAUUAAGGUUGCCACCUGAUAAAGUUUGGAAGCCUGAUAUAGUAUUAUUUAAUAAUGCCGAUGGUAAUUAUGAGGUCCGUUACAAAUCAAACGUCUUAAUUUACCCUAACGGCGAAGUACUUUGGGUUCCGCCUGCCAUUUACCAGAGUUCUUGCACUAUAGACGUAACGUAUUUCCCGUUUGAUCAACAAACUUGCAUCAUGAAAUUUGGUUCCUGGACAUUUAAUGGGGACCAAGUGUCAUUGGCUUUGUAUAAUAACAAAAAUUUCGUCGAUCUGUCGGAUUAUUGGAAAUCCGGAACGUGGGACAUAAUUGAAGUCCCGGCAUACCUCAACAUAUACGAGGGCAACCAUCCUACCGAAACCGAUAUCACUUUUUACAUUAUUAUAAGGAGGAAGACAUUGUUUUACACAGUGAAUUUAAUAUUGCCAACUGUAUUAAUUUCGUUCCUUUGCGUUCUAGUAUUUUAUCUGCCAGCCGAAGCUGGCGAAAAGGUGACAUUAGGGAUUAGUAUUUUACUUUCACUCGUUGUGUUUUUGUUGCUCGUAUCGAAAAUCCUGCCACCGACUUCCUUAGUACUACCACUCAUCGCUAAGUACCUUUUGUUUACGUUUAUAAUGAAUACGGUUAGUAUUCUCGUUACCGUUGUUAUAAUCAAUUGGAACUUCAGAGGUCCUAGAACACAUAGAAUGCCUUCUUGGAUACGUACUGUAUUCCUGAAUUACCUGCCCGCAAUAUUGCUAAUGAAGAGGCCUCGUAAAACCCGCUUACGCUGGAUGAUGGAGAUGCCGGGAAUGGGAGUCCCGCCUCAUCCAUAUGGAUCGCCUGCAGAUAUCCCCAAACACAUAAGGAAUGAUUUUAGCUCGAUCGAAUCGCAAAGCAAGGUCGAAGUGAUGGAAUUGUCUGAUCUGCAUCAUCCGAAUUGCAAAAUUAAUCGAAAAAUUAACUCCGACAUGGGAGUUGGUGUCGGGGCCGAUAGCUGUAGGCGGGAAAGCGAAAGCUCCGACUCCAUACUGCUGUCGCCGGAAGCUUCCAAAGCCACUGAAGCAGUCGAAUUUAUAGCCGAACAUCUACGCAACGAAGAUCUCUACAUACAGACUAGAGAAGAUUGGAAGUAUGUCGCAAUGGUGAUUGACAGACUUCAGCUGUAUAUGUUUUUCAUUGUGACCACUGCCGGUACGGUGGGUAUUUUAAUGGAUGCGCCGCACAUUUUCGAGUACGUAGACCAAGAUCGGAUUAUCGAGAUCUACAGGGGCAAAUAAACGAAUGGGUUGGGUGUGUUUGUUGAAAAUCACAUGGCUUCCACGCGGCCUAUUGGUGUGUCGGUUUUUCGCAUUUAUUUAGUAACUUGAUUGCUAAGUUGUCUCGCGAUUCGAGAAAAAACUCCGGUCGGCCGAAUAUGGUUUCCUUUAUUUGUAAGAGUGAUAAAAACUAUUUUUGUACAUUUUGACACUCUUUUUGUACGUUCCUUUGUGAAACUUCCCGCAUAAACUGACACCAAUCGUUAUAGUCUGGUGGUUUUUCUCGAAUUUCGGGACAGCCGUAUCUUCCAUAAUCGAAAUUUCGACACAGACUAUAUCAAAGCCUAAGUGAUGUUGUUGAAAAAAAAACACUCGAAACCGCUAGAGAGUGAAUCGAUCGAUUUAAAAUUAUGUUCUUUCGCCAAGUGACAAUCGUUAAGUCCGGAGUGAAUCGUCGUCUAAAUAUACUACGUAUAGAAAAAAAAAUUGUUAAUAAAGACGCAAAUGUUUUAGAAAUUGUGUAAAUAGUCAGUUUUAAUUAAAAGUUACUUCGAUUUGGUUGUAAACAAUUUUAAUUCGGAUCUGAUAUUGACUUCUGAUUAUUACACUUAUAAUCGGAGAUUGGUUUGUU